AUGGAGCGCCCAGAGAUGACGGGACAGGUUUCAAGGGAACAGGAUGGGACUACAGUUGCUGAAGAGUGGAGGAAGAAGGGGGACGCUUUCGCCGCUGCAGGCCAAUUUAAUGAAGCAGAUUGCUCAUACGGCCUGAGUCUGUCAAGCGCAAGGCUGGGCCGCUAUGAGGACGCCGAGGCGGACGCUCGCGAGGCCAUCGACCUGGAUGGAGCGUGCGUGGAGGCGUUUCACACCCGUGCACUAGCACGGAAGGCCCUGGGCAAAAGGCUCGAGGCGUUGGCGGACUUCCAGCUCGCCUUUCUCUACGACCUGUUGUUUGUCUUGAGCUAUUGGCUGUCAGACCUUGAGGUGCGCAAGGACGUCAGCGCAUUGCAGGCGCGGCUGCUUUCGGCAGCAGGCGUGGAUGCCGUGCUGGAGAGGUGA
Molecule: messenger RNA, 423 nt
Organism: Klebsormidium nitens
Lineage: Eukaryota; Viridiplantae; Streptophyta; Klebsormidiophyceae; Klebsormidiales; Klebsormidiaceae
Source: the annotation of a GenBank genome assembly